This is a messenger RNA of Pseudozyma flocculosa PF-1, 750 nucleotides long. RefSeq lists its product as uncharacterized. NCBI's taxonomy places the organism in Eukaryota, Fungi, Basidiomycota, Ustilaginomycetes, Ustilaginales, Ustilaginaceae. Gene Ontology annotation, molecular function: acetate transmembrane transporter activity. Bases 1 to 750 code for a protein of 249 amino acids. The record is from RefSeq and is a predicted model, not a curated record. The transcript has 4 exons. Gene Ontology annotation, cellular component: plasma membrane.
AUGUCGAGCAGCAGCGAAAAGAUCGCAAUGGAAGGCGACGACCACAACACCCGCUACGUCCACGCCGACGGCGCCUCGGACGUGCCCCUCAACCGCCAGAUCUCGGUCAUGCUCACCCAGCAGCAGUUCGAGCAGCUCUACCUCCAGCCCCAGAUCAAAUCGUCGGCCCAGGCCCAGAACAUCAAGACCUUUGGCAACCCUACCAUCAUCGGAAUCAUCUCGUUCCUCCUGUCGUUCAGCCCCACGACGGUCUGCCUGAUGGGCUGGCACGGAACCACCUCCGCCUCGACGCUCGCCUUGAUGCCAGCCUACUACCUCCUCUCCGGCAUCGGUCUUGCUCUGGCAGGCGUCCUGGAAUGGUUCCUCGGCAACACCCUCCCCUCGGUCAUCUUCAGUGCGGCCAUCACUCAAGACGCGACGGUGUACGGUGGCGGCCUUGGGUUCUACCUUCUCUUCUGGGCCCUCUACUGCUUCAUUGGCACGGCGGCCGCUCUGCGCACAAACGUGACCUUUGUCUGGAUUCUCUUCUUCGUCGCCUGCACGUUUACCUUCCUCUCGGCCAGCUAUCUGUCAGCUGCCAAGGGUUUGGCGACCGCCGCCGCCAACCUCCAGACUGCCGGAGGUGCUGUGGGCUUUGUCGCCUGCGUUGGUGGAUGGUGGAUGCUCCUGCACCUUGCCCUUGCCGCGGGCGACAUGCCUUUCAACGUGCCUCUCGGUGAUCUUUCCACCUACUGGAAGAAGCGGGAGUAG